This is a messenger RNA of Daldinia childiae, 3381 nucleotides long. Its product is annotated as Heavy metal tolerance protein. NCBI's taxonomy places the organism in Eukaryota, Fungi, Ascomycota, Sordariomycetes, Xylariales, Hypoxylaceae. The transcript is spliced from 6 exons. Gene Ontology annotation, molecular function: ABC-type transporter activity; ATP binding; ATP hydrolysis activity. The record is from RefSeq and is a predicted model, not a curated record. Gene Ontology annotation, cellular component: membrane. Gene Ontology annotation, biological process: transmembrane transport. Bases 1 to 3381 code for a protein of 1126 amino acids.
AUGAUGGGACUGGAGCUGCAGGGUGUGCAGGUUACGCUGCAUUAUGUUUACCCCCUUGUAGUGUUCCUAUACUUCGCCAUCACUUCAGCCAUUGCGAUCUGCACGUUGCAGACCUCGGACUCGAAGAAGUCAACCCACCUUCGACGCAAGGUUAUAUAUUGCCUUCUUUGUUGCUUUCUAUGCACCUUUGUGGUUCAGUUUAUCCUCAAGAUAAUUGAGAUUGUUAUGUGGGGUCGAUGGCCAUCCCAGGACACAGUUAUCGGCUUGCUAUCUUGCAUCCUGAUCUUUGGAAUCGAGCAGAAUAGUCUCGGCGACGGGUCCGAUACCGUUUGGUAUCCCUUCUACGGAUCGUGGCUUAUCGCGUUUGUAUUGGAGCCUUUCAACGCUGCCCUCCUAUUCAUCGCAUCCUCUGAGCCGAUAGUGACUGCCCCAACAACUGGUGACAACUCAGCAGCCUUUCUCCGACUGGACGCCUCUAUCGUCAUCGCUCGCUGCAUUCUUGCCUUAGGCGCUCUCUUGGCUUAUUUCAUUUGGCGAGAAGACGGAAUCGACGAUGACGAUGACGAGGAACGAGCCCCUCUACUCCCAAAGCCGGGCCAACGAGCGAAUGGUGUCGACACAUCGGCAGAUAGCGGCUAUGGGACAAACUCAGAGGGUACAAAUACGGAUGCGACUAAUACGGAGACGGCUAACUCACCCAGAGACGUCGAAUCACCAUGGGAACGUCAGCAACGUAUUUCUCGAGAGAAGAUUGAGAAGCGGUUGAAGAAUGAGGGUAGCUGGAUUGCGUAUGCCAAGGGGUUUCUCAUUUUCUUUCCGUACAUUUGGCCUGUCAAGAAUCGUCGCCUGCAAAUUUACGCUGCUCUCGUGGGCUUGUGCUUGCUGGCUGGAAAUGUGCUCAAUUUCCUAAUUCCUCGGCAGUAUGGCGCCGUUAUGGACUCCUUGAGCGGUGUUUCUGAUAGUAAUCCUUGGGUUCAAGUAGCUAUCUUUGCUGGGCUUCGACUUCUAGCGUCAGAGGCUGGGAUUAACUUCUUGAGGCAGAUGCUAUGGCUACCUAUCGAGCACUACUCUGGGGAAGCCCUCACAACCGCUGCGUAUUCUCACAUUAUGAAUCUUUCUUCCGAGUUCCAUGAUUCUAAGAGUUCAUCGGAUCUUAUCGUAGCUAUUUCGAAUGGGACCUCUAUUUCGAAUAUGUUGGACUCGAUAUGUUUCCAGGCAUUGCCAAUGCUAAUUGACUUGGUCAUUGCAUUCACAUACCUGUCGACAAAAUUCGGACCGUACGAAGGAUUCAUCACUAUUGCAACUGGCACGGCGUUUAUCCAAGCUGCCACUCAUAUCAUCUCAAGCUUUAAGGAGAAAAGAAAGAUGAUGGUCAGGACGUAUUUUGAGGAACAUUAUAUCCGCCAGGCUGGUAUUCAAGGCUGGCAGACCGUCAGUGCCUUCAACCAGAUCCCAUACGAAGAGAGACGAUAUGGCGUGGCAGUUAACUCUCGCGUCUCGUCUACGAAAUCUCUGUAUUACAGCUACUUUGUUGGACAUGCCUUUCAGUAUUUAAUCCUUCUCGCAGGAUUACUCGCUGGAGCGUUCUUGGCUGUAUACCAAAUUACUAAUGGCCAGGCCACUGCUGGCGACUUUGUAAUGCUAUUGACGUAUUGGGGUCAGCUCACGUCACCUCUACGAUUUUUCUCUCAGCUCGGAAAGAACAUCAGCCAGGAUCUGGUGCAUGCCGAAAGGCUUCUUGACGUAAUGACGACCAAACCGACCGUCAUCGAGAAGCCCGAUGCUAAACCCCUGAAGCUCAAGGGCGGUAAAGUUGAGUUCCGGAACGUCAGUUUCAGCUACGACAAGAAGAAGGACAUCUUGAAGAGCGUGAAAGUGUCUGUUCCAUCUGGUACUACGGUGGCAUUCGUCGGCGCAACGGGGGCUGGGAAGUCAACGAUCCUGAAGCUCCUUGAUCGCUUUUAUGACGUGACAGGUGGCUCUAUCCAAAUCGAUGGCCAGGAUAUUCGCGAUGUGACGAUCUCAAGUCUACGACAGUCUAUUGGUAUUGUCCCGCAAUCACCAAUUCUUUUCGACGACACUGUGGUCAAUAAUAUUCGAUAUGCCCGGCUAUCAGCUACGGACGAAGAUGUCUAUAGCGCUUGUAAAGCAGCGGCAAUUCAUGAUCAUAUAAUGGGUUUUACGGAGGGGUAUAAGACUCGUGUCGGCGAGCGUGGUGUGAAACUAUCCGGUGGUGAACUACAGCGAAUUGCGAUCGCACGGGCUAUCCUUAAACAGCCCGAGAUCGUGCUCCUCGACGAAGCGACUAGCUCUGUCGAUACAGACACGGAGCAGAAAAUCCAGGACGGUCUUCGUACCCUAUGUCAAGGUCGCACCACAUUCAUUGUAGCGCAUCGUCUUUCAACCGUUAUGAAUGCCGAUACUAUCUUCGUCGUUGCGAAUGGGGAGAUAGCUGAACAAGGGAACCAUGAAGAGUUGAUUUCCAAGGGAGGCAAAUACGCUGAGCUUUGGUCUAAACAAAUUUUCUUGAAGCCCAAGGAAUCAAAGGAGGAUAAGCAAAGUGAAGAUCUCUCUGGCGAUAGUACGGCAACUUCGAGUAUUACCCAGACGGAUGGGUCCGUCGACGAGCCAGCAAAUGGUGUCAGCGCCUCAAAUGGUACCCAAGCACCGCGGCCGGUAUCGACGGCCGAGAACUCCCCUAUCGCAGGAAAGGCGAACGGGAAGGUUGUGAAUACUCCAAAUGGGCAUCAAAAAGAGGGUUCAAGGCUGAAUCCUGGUGCGCCGGAGUUUACACCCCGUUCUACAGCCGAGCCAAAAUUAAAUAAUACAUCUCCUAUGCGAAAUAGCUGGGCCGAAGACGUCGAAGAGGAAGCGAGUUCCUCUAAUAGUACACCGCCGGCUAAUUCCGAGUCCGCUUCUGUGUCUACUGCGAUAAGAGCUUACGAUGCGAUUCCCCCGAGUAAAAAUGAUGAUGCCGUUUCACCUGUCAUACCUCCCGAGUCUGCCGCGCAAUCAACAGUGUUCGACGCCCCCGAUUCCAAGCCUCGCCGGAACACCCUUCAAUCUGUGUCUUGCCCCGAGCCACCACCACUUUGUUUUUCAGACAGCCCGACUCGUUCUGUUAGCCAACCUAUGCCUACACCUACAAAACCUUCUCGAAGGGAAAGCAAGCUCCCACGGGAACAACACGAACACUCACCAUCUCCAGAAGCCAAACAACCCCUACCUAGUAGGGGUAGAGGCGGUUACCGUGGCCGAACGCGCGGUCGCUACCGUGCUGGAAGGGGUCGAAGACGUGGUCCAGCUAGCCCCAAGUCCGGCCACAAAGACGGUGCAGGACCCUCGCAAAAGCGCGGGACCUCUAUAUCUCGCGCAAAGUAA